Molecule: messenger RNA, 2427 nt
Organism: Uranotaenia lowii
Lineage: Eukaryota; Metazoa; Arthropoda; Insecta; Diptera; Culicidae
Product: phosphoenolpyruvate carboxykinase [GTP]-like
Exons: 2
Coding region: 302-2254 (650 amino acids)
Biological process (GO): cellular response to insulin stimulus; propionate catabolic process; response to starvation
Cellular component (GO): cytosol
Molecular function (GO): manganese ion binding; GTP binding; phosphoenolpyruvate carboxykinase (GTP) activity
Source: RefSeq, a predicted model, not a curated record
CUCCCGAACCGAUCAGUUUAAGCAACUGACUUAUUCAAAUCUGUAAGAUGAAAACAAGCUAGUUUUCCUUUGGCGUUUGCGAAUCUUGCAUUCCAAGUUAUUCAAAAAAUUUUUCUCCUGAAAAAAAUUGAAAAUUGCACCUGAGAAAAAUCACUUGAAGUUCACCCUUCUGGAGAAUUUUCAGCUACAAAAGUCCUAGUCCGAGUGUUUUCAAGCUCCAGUGAUUGUUUGAAAUUUGUUUUGCUCAAAUUAAUCAAAAAUUGAAGAAAAAAGUGAAAAGUGAAAAGUAUAAGGUGUCAAGAUGCCGCAAGUUAUCGAAGUUUACACCCCGCUGCCAACCACGCUUGGUUGCACCCCGAAGUUGCGCGGCGUUGUGGCCAAGUCCAGCAAUGCCAUCCGUAGCGUGCCGGUGGUCAACGGAGACGUUGGGCAACUGUCGCCCAAAAUCCGUGCCUUCGUUGAGGAAUCGGUUGCCCUGUGCCAACCGGAUCGUAUCCAUAUCGUGGACGGGAGCGACAAGGAGAGUGCCGCCCUGUUGAAGGUACUGGAAGCGCAGGGAACCAUCCAACCGCUUCCAAAGUACGAGAACUGCUGGUUGGCCCGUACCAAUCCGGCCGAUGUUGCUCGUGUGGAAUCGAAGACGUUUAUCUGCACCGAAAAGCGGGAGCAAGCGGUUCCGACUCCGAAGGAUGGCGUCAAGGGUACCUUGGGCAAUUGGAUUUCUCCCGAGGAUUACGAGAGCGCUAUCCGGUCUCGUUUUCCGGGUUGCAUGAAAGGACGUACCAUGUAUGUGGUUCCGUUUUCGAUGGGUCCGAUCGACUCGCCGCUGGCCAAGUUCGGCAUUGAAAUUACGGACUCGGCCUAUGUCGUUUGCUCGAUGCGAGUUAUGACCCGUAUGGGCAAAGAGGUGCUGGAGAAGCUGUCAGGAAAUUCGGACUUCAUCAAGUGCCUUCAUUCAGUUGGUACCCCGCUGAAUGGAAAGAUCGCAAUGUCUUCAUGGCCAUGUGAUCCGGAACGCACCAUCAUCCUCCACAAACCGGCCAACAAUGAGAUUGUUUCGUAUGGUUCCGGUUACGGCGGAAAUUCUUUGUUGGGCAAAAAGUGCUUCGCCCUUCGCAUUGGCAGUACGAUCGCUCAACGGGAGGGUUGGCUUGCCGAGCACAUGCUAAUCCUCGGUAUCACCGAUCCCAAUGGUGUCAAGAAGUACAUUGCUGCUGCUUUUCCUUCUGCUUGUGGAAAAACUAACCUUGCCAUGAUGAAUCCCACCCUGCCGGGUUACAAAAUGGAGUGCGUUGGAGACGAUAUCGCCUGGAUGAAGUUCGAUUCCAAGGGUCAAUUGCGGGCAAUCAACCCUGAGAACGGAUUCUUCGGUGUUGCUCCAGGUACAUCGACUGAGACCAACCCGAAUGCCAUGGAGACGGUUUACAAGAACACCAUAUUCACAAACGUCGCUGCAACUUCCGAUGGUGGUGUCUUCUGGGAAGGAAUGGAGAGUGAACUCGCUCCGGGAGUUGAAAUCACUGACUGGUUGGGUCAACCCUGGAAACUUGGAGAAUCCAAAACUCCGGCAGCACAUCCGAACUCACGGUUUUGUGCUCCCGCAAGCCAAUGUCCGAUCAUUGAUCCCGCCUGGGAAGAUAACGCAGGAGUGCCUAUUUCGGCCAUCCUUUUCGGAGGACGCAGACCCGAGGGUGUCCCACUGGUUUAUGAAGCAAAUUCGUGGGCCCAUGGUGUCUUCAUCGGAUCGGCCAUGCGUAGCGAAACCACUGCAGCUGCCGAACACAAGGGAAAAAUGAUUAUGAACGAUCCCUUCGCUAUGCGACCCUUCUUUGGAUAUAACUUUGGCCACUAUCUGGACCACUGGCUCAGCAUGGAGCAACGUGCUGCCGAUGCUGGAGGUCACACGCCGAAGAUCUUCCACGUCAACUGGUUCCGAAAGGAUGCCAACGGCAAGUUCCUUUGGCCAGGUUUCGGUGAAAAUUGCCGGGUUCUGGAUUGGAUUCUUCAUCGUAUCGAUGAUCGUGAAUGUUAUGCUGAAACGCCUAUUGGCCGUAUCCCUAGUCCCGGGGCGCUGUCCCUGGAAAACCUGUCGAAGCCAGUCAACGAGAAGGAGCUAUUUUCGAUACCCAAGGAGUUCUGGUUGAAGGAAGUGGAAGAGAUCAAGCUAUACUAUGACAACCAACUGCCGAGCGAUCUGCCGCAGGAAAUUGCCAAAGAGCUGCACGACCUCAAGUGCCGCAUUGAGCGACUUUAAAGAAGAAUCGAGCCACAUCCGCCUCUACUGGAAAAUGACGUAUUACACUUAACUAGCUUAACUUAUUCUGUAAGAUAUGUGAUAAUAACUGCAUCGCAUCAUUGCGUAAUAGAUCUACAUUCUGUUGUAAAGAAUAAGCUGACAAUACACAGUUUUUUAUACAUUAAAUUUGA